Seminavis robusta is the source of this 471-nucleotide messenger RNA. Lineage: Eukaryota; Bacillariophyta; Bacillariophyceae; Naviculales; Naviculaceae. The record is from the annotation of a GenBank genome assembly.
AUGGCGCUGUUGGCUACCGUCAAGGAGACGGGCGUCAAUGACGUCGGAUUGUUGACAUUCUACAAGACGUUCUUUCAACGAUAUCCCGUCUAUCAGGAUGAAAAGUGGCAACUCUACCAUGCCAUGGGAGGACGCAAAGUGGGACCCUUCAAGUUGAUGUACAAACUGAUCAAAGCUCAAGGACGCUAUUUCAAAAAGGGAUUUUGGCACAGUCCCCGCAAUGUCAAGGUACUCCGGUCGCCGUGGAUGACGGGUGGGGUCCUCGUGUUCAACAAAAAGGGAGAGCUCACGUAUGCACUGGAAGAAAGUGUCGGCAAACCCUUUGAUAUGGAACGACUUCAAGCAGCAAUCGAAGAAACACGCGAUCAACAACGGACCAGUAGCCGAAAGAGCCACAGUUCCAAAUCGUCCUCCGAGGAAAUACCUGCUGCCAUUUCAGAACAAUAUCAUCAUGGCGAUGGCUUUCAAUAG